CUGGAAUUCUGUACUUCCAUCUCUGCGCUGCCUUUUUCACACUCUCUCUCAUGCAGAAGGAAGUAGCAGAUCUCUACUUUCAUUCUUUCUCUCUCUUGGAAUGUGAAUCUGAUUUCCGGCUUGCCGCCCUAUAGGCAUUCAUAUUCAGCUAGCUCUUUUCUGGGUUUUUUUUUUUUUUUUUUUUAGUCUGAGCCACCACAGGCACGGCGCGCCACCCAUGGCCACCACCGCCUCUUUCUUUCUUCUUCUUGUCUUGGUAUUGUUUUUUGCCAGCGUUUCCUCUGAUAAUCGUCGCAUUCUGCAUCAACCCUUUGUCCCAUUAGAUUCUAUUCCUCCUUCUCCUUCUCCUCCGGCCCCCACCACUCCGGAUUACCCGUUUUCCGCUUCAACUCCUAACAACUCUCCGUUUUUUCCGGAGGACCCUUCACCUCCUCCUCCGCCUUCUCCGCCGUCUCCGUCGUCUCCGUCGUCAUUCGCUUCAUUUCCGGCCAACAUCUCUUCCCUGAGCGUCCCGCAGACCUCGAAACCCAAGCCGACCUCUUCGAAACUCGUCGCCACCGCCGUCGCCUGCGUCGUCGCCGCCGUGAUUGUCGUCUCCAUUGCAGUUGCCUUGCGUAUUCGGAGGGUGAGGAGUCGUUCUUCUUCUAUAGAGUCUAAGACCGAGAGAUCGGAGGCCAGUACUCGAUUCAAUUCCGGCGAUAAUGCGGGCGGCGGUAUUCCCGCUAUCCCGAAGCUCCGGAGGCCAUCUCAACCCAGCUCCGAGUUUCUGUACUUGGGAACUAUGGUGAAUUCCCGUGGAGGCAUUGAACCGCACAAUCAGCAAAGCUCUCCCACCAUUAGUGCUGCGAAUUCGAGAAAAAUGGAGUCGCCGGAGCUGCAACCCCUGCCGCCGCUUCAUGGGCGGAACUUGAGGCAAAAUUAUGAGAAUGCUGAGGUCGGGUCUGGUAGGGACGAAGACGAUGAAGAGGAAUUUUACUCUCCCGGAGGGUCUUUGGGAGGUAGAGAGAGCUCAAUUGGAACUGGAUCCGUUUCCGUUUCCAGGAGGGCUUUUGCCGCUAUAGAGGUUGAGAAUUCCGGUGGGUCCAACUACUCAUCUUCCUCUUCCUCUUCCUCUUCCUCAUCAUCGAGUUCGGGUUCGGGCUCACCCAGGAGGUCUGUAUCUUUGAGCAUUUCGCCCCCGGGGAGUUCGAGCCCAAAAAGCUCGAUGCCCAAGUCGCCUGAAUUGGCCCCUGUUGAUACUAUCGCCUUUUUACCUCUUCAACCACAAUCGGCGGCGAGUGCGAGAAAAUCUCAGUCAUCCUCUCCUGUCAGUUCAUCUUCUCCAGAGAGAGGUUCUAAAAAAAGUAUAGACUCUUCUCCAAGAUCUUCACACGUCUGGGAUCAGAAUAUAGAUUCUCCAGUUAGAAUCAACAGUCUAAGUCUAAAUUCCCCUGCGAGAAUCAGCAGUCCCAUCGAGUCUCCAGCUAGAAUGAGCAGCUCAGUAGUGGACUCUCCCGUGAGAAUCAGCAGUUCAGCAGUGGAGUCUACGGUGAGAAUUGGUAGCCCUGUUAUGGAGUCUCCUCCUGUGAGAAUAAGCAGUUCAGGUUUGUGGUCUCCAGCAAGAAUCAGCAGUCCUGAUAUUGAUUAUCCUGCAAGAAUAAGCAUUUCAGCAGUGGAGUCUCAGGUGAGAAUAAGCAACCCAAUUAUGGAGGAGUCUUCAGAGAGAGCCAGUAGCCCUGUAAUGGAAUCUGUGACAAGAAGAAUGAACAGCCCAAUAAUGGAGUCUCCGGAGAGAGCUGGCAGCUCUCUUAUGGAAUCUCCACCAAGAAUAAUCAACAGCAUAAUAAUGGAGUCUCCGGAGAGAGCCAGUAGCCCUGUAAUGCAAUCUCUGCCAAGAAGAAUAAACAGCCCAAUAAUGGAGUCACCGGAGAGAGCUGGUAGCUCUCUUAUGGAAUCUCCACCAAGAAUAAUCAACAGCUUAAUAAUGGAGUCUCCGGAGAGAGCCAGUAGCCCUCUUAUGGAAUCUCCACCAAGAAGAAUCAACAGCCCAAUAAUGGAGUCUCCGGAGAGAGCCAGUAGCCCUCUUAUGGAAUCUCCUCCAAGAAGAAUGAGCAGCCUAAUAAUGGAGUCUCCAGAGAGAGCCAGUAGCCCUCUAAUGGAAUCUCUGCCAAGAAGAAUCAACAGCCCAAUAAUGGAGUCACCGGAGAGAGCUGGUAGCUCUCUUAUGGAAUCUCCACCAAGAAUAAUCAACAGCUUAAUAAUGGAGUCUCCGGAGACACCAAGAAUAAUCAACAGCUUAAUAAUGGAGUCUCCGGAGAGAGCCAGUAGCCCUCUUAUGGAAUCUCCACCAAGAAGAAUCAACAGCCCAAUAAUGGAGUCUCUGGAGAGCCCCAGUAGCCCUCUUAUGGAAUCUCCUCCAAGAAGAAUGAGCAGCCUAAUAAUGGAGUCUCCAGAGAGAGCCAGUAGCCCUCUAAUGGAAUCUCUGCCAAGAAGAAUCAACAGCCCAAUAAUGGAGUCUCCGGAGAGCCCCAGUAGCCCUCUUAUGGAAUCUCCACCAAGAAUCAGCAGCCCUGGUGAGGAGUCUCCUGUGAGAAUCAGUGAUCAAGGCAUGGAGUCUCCUAUGAGAAUCAGCAGCCCUGUUAUUGGCUCACCUGCAAGAAUAAGCAGUCUAGAAGUGGAGUCCCCGACGACGAUAAGCAGCAGUGUUAUUGAUUCUCUUCCAAUAAUCAACAGCCCAGUAGUAGAGUUUCCAGCAAGAAUCAGUAGCCCUAUAGUGGAAUCUCCGCCGAGAAUCAACAGCCCUGGUAUGCAGUCUCCUGCAAGAACCAGUAGCCCUGUUAUGGAACCUCUGGUGACUAUCACCUAUCCUGUAAAGGAGAAUGUCCCAAUUUUGGCUUCACCUAGUAUUGAGUGUUCCAUGGGCAACUCCAGUUCUAGUAUGGAGUCGCCCGUGGUAACCAGCCCUCUACAUCAAAAUCUCCCAACUUUGGUUCCACCACAGCCUCCAGUACCACACAUUAGUAUUCCAUCUAGGACACCACCUCCUCCUCCUCCACCUCCCCCAAGUAAACACUGGGAGAGUCCAAGAACUCCCAACACUCGACCUCAAAAACUAGUAUCUGAACCUCCUGUCUUGGUGAAUCCUUUAAGGCCCAUUGCAAUUGAGAGUCCAACAUUGAUAUCUCCAAUUCAGUUGCCUUCUCAUUUAGAGCCUGCCAAGAUGAAUUCAGAUAUUGCUGAAAGUUGUUCAAGUGAGAAUGUUGAGAAAAAUGAAGAGACACCGAAACCAAAACUGAAGCCAUUGCAUUGGGAUAAAGUGAGAGCAAGUUCUGAUCGUGAAAUGGUGUGGGAUCAAUUGAAGUCAAGCUCAUUUAAAUUGAAUGAAGAGAUGAUUGAGACAUUAUUUGUUGUAAAUACUCCAAAUAUGAAUCCAAAAGAAACAGUCCAGCGCCCAACUCUUCCCACACUGAGCCAAGAGGAUAGAGUGCUUGAUCCCAAGAAAUCACAGAACAUUGCAAUUUCGCUUAGGGCCCUAAAUGUCACCACUGAGGAAGUUUGCGAUGCUCUUUUAGAAGGAAAUGCUGAUACCCUUGGUACUGAUCUUCUCGAGAGUUUGAUGAAGAUGGCUCCAACAAAAGAAGAAGAGCGCAAGCUUAUAGAGUAUACAGAUAAUUCACCAUUCAAGCUUGGACCAGCAGAGAAAUUUCUGAAGGCAGUGCUUGAUGUACCUUUUGCAUUCAAAAGAGUAGAUGCAAUGCUCUAUAUAUCCAAUUUUGAAUCUGAGGUUGACUACCUCAAAAAGUCAUUCGAAACACUCGAGGCUGCAUGCGAAGAAUUAAGAAGUAGCAAGAUGUUCUUAAAGCUCCUGGAGGCUGUUCUGAAGACUGGAAACCGUAUGAAUGUUGGGACGAAUCGUGGAGAUGCACAUGCAUUCAAACUCGAUACUCUCCUCAAGCUAGUUGAUAUCAAGGGUGCUGAUGGAAGAACAACUCUCUUGCAUUUUGUUGUUCAGGAGAUAAUAAGAAGCGAAGGUGCUCGUCUUUCCAGUGCAAACCAAUAUGAGAAAUCAAUUGUUGCCGAUGAUGCAAAGUGCCGGAAGCUUGGCCUGCAGGUUGUUUCCAGCCUCAGUUCAGAGCUAACAAAUGUGAAGAAAGCUGCUGCCAUGGAUUCAGAAGUCCUCCAUAGUGACGCCUUAAAGCUCUCUAAAGGGAUCGUUAACAUUGCAGAGGCUGUACGGUUGAACGAAGGGAUGGUAUUGGAUGAAAGCUACAGCCAGAAGUUUUCUGAAUCGAUGAACAGGUUCACAAAAAUGGCCGAGGAAGAGAUUAUAAAACUCCAAGCCUUAGAAAGCGUAGCCAUGUCUCUCGUGAAGGAGAUAACUGAAUACUUCCACGGGAAUUCAGCCAAAGAAGAGGCUCACCCGUUCAGAAUUUUCAUGGUGGUGAGGGACUUCCUAAUGAUUCUCGAGCGCGUGUGUAAAGAAGUUGGAAUGAUAAACGAGCGAACAAUAGUCAGUUCUGCUCACAGGUUCCCCGUUCCAGUAAAUCCCAUGCAGUUCCCGGUGCCCGUGAAUCCCAUGCUGCAGCCAGUGGCAGGUCUAUUCCCUGGGAGACCCCAAUUCAGUUCCUCUGGUGAUGAGAGCUCUUAGCUCUUAGCAGGUGAACCAACCUAUUUGUCCAUCCAGGUGAAGAUGAACCUAAAACCUAGGCUAACUAGGAGCUCAUCUGAGAUUAUGGCUACCAAUUUUAUAUGUAUGUGUAAUCUUUUUUGUUUCUGUAUUUAUAAGCAUAUAUAUAAUGUAAAACAUUUUGGUGUUUAUUAGAAAUGUAUACAUAGCUGAUUUUGGAGAACUUUUAUGUCCUGUCAAUAUGUAAAUUAUUGCCAUCUUUUUUUAUUUGUGGUGAAAA
Molecule: messenger RNA, 4886 nt
Organism: Ipomoea triloba (trilobed morning glory)
Lineage: Eukaryota; Viridiplantae; Streptophyta; Magnoliopsida; Solanales; Convolvulaceae
Product: formin-like protein 1
Exons: 5
Coding region: 218-4627 (1469 amino acids)
Biological process (GO): actin nucleation; actin cytoskeleton organization
Molecular function (GO): actin filament binding
Source: RefSeq, a predicted model, not a curated record